Messenger RNA from Arctia plantaginis, 1992 nucleotides. Lineage: Eukaryota; Metazoa; Arthropoda; Insecta; Lepidoptera; Erebidae. The record is from the annotation of a GenBank genome assembly.
AUGGUGACCCUGAUGCCGUGUAGCUACCUCGCCGGGGGCGCUUCCCCGCGCUGCAGCUUGGACCACGCCGAGCCAAAGGCAAAACGACCUAGACCUGAUACGGCAACCGAUGUAUCAGAUCGGUUGUCGGGCGAAGUCAACACUAGUCCUUGCGAAUCAGAAUCAACUUCAAACUCUCCGCCAUCCCUGCUGCAGGAUGCAACGUUGCCAGCUCUCCUAGUCUCCGGAACAUCAACACUGUUUCAGAACACGACAUCAGCUACGAAUACAGCUCUCAGUUUAUCGGCUGUUGAUAGUUUAUGUCUUCCUGGUACUUCUGAAGUGGAGAGCUGCAGUUUGGCGAACGGAUGCUCAACUGGUUCUUCGCUAGGGGGUCUGGCACUGCCGCUGACAUCAACUGGAGGAUUGUGUUCUACCUCCUCCUCAGCUGCGGUUGCCUGGUUGAUGAAUGAGGAUAGUGCGGGUGGUGUAAAGAGCGAGGUCCGGAGCCCGGGCCUGUGCGAGGCGGACGUGGCGCUCUACGGGGAAACGCUGCCGUACGACCAGUCGGCGCUACCCUACCAAUACUAUAAUAGUAUGCAGCAGUAUGGUAGUGGCAGCGCGGCCUCGUCGUACGUCAGCUCAACUCUGUACAACCAGCCGUAUGGGGCUUAUCCACCACCACACAAUACCAACAAUAGGUCGUCAUGUAAAGCGACGCCUACCUACCUGAGCGCGUACGGCGUGAGCAGUGUGAGCGGAGUGCCGAGCACUGGCUUUGGGACCCAACCCUCGCCCUACGCGUACUCCUCCUACAAUGGAGGACUUACGCAAUCGUUUCCUACUGCCCAACAAGACUACAGCACCUACGCAGCGGGGUACGCGGACCACAACGUGGCGCAGUACAGCGGGUACUACGCCACGCCCAGCUACUCCCCUUACGUCAGUUCCCCGAGCAGCAGCGGCAGCGCCGGACACACCUCAUAUCAUUUAGGAGGAGCUUUAUCAGAAUCUCCAUCGUCAUUGCUGCCGUCAAUAAAUGAUACAAGUCCCCUCUCACCUAUCAAAACUGAAGUACAUGCAGCAAGUCGGAGAUGUCGAGAGAACUCUGGUGAAAGUACAGCAUCUCGUUCACGCGGGCGUGGACGGCGUAACACAUCAUCGUCACCAGCACAACAUGUACCUGAACCUGCAACGGACCGAGUAUUUAUAUGGGAUUUAGACGAGACUAUCAUCAUCUUCCAUUCCCUUCUCACAGGGACGUAUGCUACUAAGUACAAUAAGGAUACACAACAAAUAGUUCAAUUGGGUUUUAGGAUGGAAGAAAUGAUAUUUAGCCUGGCGGAUACACAUUUCUUCUUUAACGAUGUUGAGGACUGUGACCAGGAGCACAUAGACGCGGUAGCGGCGGACGACAACGGGCAGGACCUGUCGGCGUACAACUUCGCGGCGGACGGGUUCCACGCCGGCGCCGCGCCCAGCGCCGGGCUGUGCGCGCCCGGCGUCAGGGGCGGCGUCGACUGGAUGAGGAAGCUCGCCUUCAGAUAUAGGAAGAUCAAGGACACCUACAAUAACUAUAGAAAUAGUGUGGGUGGUCUACUAGGUCCUGCUAAAAGAGAACAAUGGCUGCAGCUGAGAGCGGAACUUGAACAGGCGACAGACAACUGGCUCACGUUAGCUUGCAAGUGUCUCAAUAUGAUCAAUUCUAGAGAGAACUGUGUGAACGUAUUGGUGACGACAACUCAACUAGUGCCAGCGCUGGCUAAGGUUCUGCUGUUUGGUUUGGGAGGUGUAUUUCCCAUAGAGAACAUUUACUCCGCCACUAAAACUGGAAAAGAAACUUGCUUCGAAAAAAUAAAACAGCGCUUCGGAGAACGUUGCACGUACGUAGUCAUCGGGGACGGGCAGGACGAAGAAGCGGCCGCUAAAGCCAAGAACUACCCGUUCUGGAGAAUAUCCAGCCACUCCGACAUCGCCGCGCUCUACAACGCGCUCGACAUGGGCUUCUUAUGA